Messenger RNA from Populus trichocarpa (black cottonwood), 1171 nucleotides. RefSeq names its product RGS1-HXK1-interacting protein 1. Bases 79 to 915 code for a protein of 278 amino acids. The transcript has 9 exons. Lineage: Eukaryota; Viridiplantae; Streptophyta; Magnoliopsida; Malpighiales; Salicaceae. The record is from RefSeq and is a predicted model, not a curated record.
CAGGCCCAAAUCACCACAAACGCAAGCGAAUUAAAAACAGAACCUCGUGUUUGAUCGAAGCUAACCAUCGCUCUCAAAAUGCCGACGGACGCAGAAUCACCAUCACCGGAGGAGAAGCCAAGCACCCAUCUGCCACCGCGACCAACAGCAGAAACGGAUUUGACUUCGAUACUAAAAUCGAAAGCUCUAGAAGAAACCGCGCCAUGGAUCGACAACGCAUUGCAACAAGCUCUUAUUUACCAAAAAACCAUCCAAGAUUCACUCGACAUCGCCAUUGAAUCUUCAAAAUCUCGCUUCUCUGAAAUCAUCACAACUUCCCAGGCUCAUUUUAGCCAAACAAUUGAUUCUUUGCAAUAUUUUACGUCAGAGAUUGGUGUUUAUGAGGAUAAAUUAUUUGGCAAGGCUAAAGAGGGAAUUAAUGUUGCAGCUUCCCAUCCGUUGAUUACCAGUGCGGUUGCCGUUGGCUUGGGAUUCGUAGUUCUUAAAAGACCAAGACGCAUUUUGUACUACAAGACCUUGCGCCUUUUUACGAGUGAAGAGUUUCAACCCUAUUGCUUGUCACAGGCCUUGCUUUCCCAAGCUGAUGCUAAAGUUAAGGAAUUGCGACAGUCGAUUAGCCUCUUGAAGGCUGAAAGUGAGAAGUUGGAGAGGAGAGCAUCAUUAGCAGAAGAAGAAUUGAUCCGGGGAAGGACAAAGCUCAGGCAAGCAGGGAAGCAGAUCCAAGGUGUAAUUCGCUCAGCUUAUAAGAUCGAACGACAAGCUACGGGGUUGAGGGAUAUCCUUCGUGAAUUGCCUAGAGCAGAAGCAUCUAAAUUCCGGUCUCAAGUUUCCAGCCUUGCAUCUGAGGCAAAGCAAGAAAGGAAUGCUUUGUCCAAGGAGGUCGCAAAAAUCAGUAACCAUGGAAUCUCAGUCUGAAAUUCUCGUUGCUAUCUAUUUUUGCCCAUGUAAUGGAGGCGUAAGAUCUUAAUUUAGAAUCACAUAUCUUCCAUGCAAGAGAUGGCUUCUCUUCUUGAAGUUUGAGUUUUGAUUUUGCACUUUUAGAAACAAAAGCACUGCCAAUGAUACUUCCUCAGCAAGGGAAUAUUUGUCCGUGUGUACAUGAAUAAAUACAGAUGUGAAAGAAUUCCAUUGCAAAUGGAUAUACAACGGUAGGUGUACCGCGUUGUCUCGA